CCUAGUUCUGCCUUUCUUUUCUCUCUCUCUCUCUCUGAACUUUUUUCAUCUUCUUAAACUUAUUCCCCAAUACUUAUUAUUGAUCAGUCAUUGGCUGCACGAAUACUGCUUUUAGAGAGAAAGAUGAGACAUCACUCAUGCUGUAACAUGCAGAAGGUGAAGAGAGGACUAUGGUCACCGGAGGAAGAUGAGAAGCUCUUUAACUACAUUUCAACCUAUGGCCAUGGUUGCUGGAGAUCUGUCCCAAAACUUGCUGGCCUGCAGAGAUGUGGAAAGAGCUGUAGAUUAAGAUGGACAAAUUAUCUCAGACCUGACCUAAAACGUGGGAGCUUCUCUACCCAAGAAGCAGCCCUCAUCAUUGAACUCCAUGCCAUUCUAGGAAACAAGUGGUCUCAGAUAGCCAAGCAACUACCAGGAAGAACAGAUAAUGAGAUUAAGAACUUCUGGCAUUCAAGCAUGAAGAAAAAGCUGAUUUCUCACGAUGUUCCUGCCACAGCCACCUUUCCUGAUAUGCACUGUAAUGGCAACUCUGAGGAAGGUUUUUCCUCUCUAAUUGCAAACCCUAAGUGGAUCCGAAGCUCUCAACAAGACCAGCUAUACUUUCCCACUCCAACCCCAAUGUUGCAAGACUUUGAUCAUGGUGAUCUUAAAUUAAAGCAAACCAAUUAUGGUGCCAAUUUGGUUCACUUUCCACCCCUAAUAGCACCACCAUCAUAUUCUUCAUCUUAUGACCCACUAUGGUCAUUAGGCUAUCAACCACAUGAACAAUUUGAUCCCAAUCAAGAAGAUCAAAAUUUCAGCACUAGUGGAGUAACACAUUAUAUUGGUGAUGAACUUAUUGGUCCAGGACUGACAGCACCACAUUAUGAUGAGGAUCCAUUAACAGUGCCCAUGAUUCCAAAACCUUGUGAGAUUAUUAGUGGUAAUUAUUGUGGCAUGCCUUAUUCAUGUGCUUCACAAGAACUUGACCCACUUGCUAGAAUCCCAUAUUUUCCAGCUGAUUUUAAUUAUCCUUAUGAUCCACACAUGCCUAAAAAUCGUACGGAGAACAUGGAUUCCAUGUCAUCAUCAUUAUCAAUCGGGCAAUUUGUCACAAACCCUAAUGAUCCUUCAAGCUGGGGGACUUAGUGAUGGUACUCCAUUGGAGUUAGGUUCUGUCUAUCAAUUAAUGGGCCUAUAAUUGAUAAGAUUUAUUUAUUGUUAUGGGCACAAUAAAUAAGUGAAACUUCUUUGGGAAUCCUAAACGUUUCUAGUUAAAGUGAGCAAGGCUGCUGAUAAUAUAUGUAGCUUAUUCAA
Messenger RNA from Quercus lobata, 1296 nucleotides. RefSeq names its product transcription factor MYB26-like. The transcript is spliced from 3 exons. The record is from RefSeq and is a predicted model, not a curated record. NCBI's taxonomy places the organism in Eukaryota, Viridiplantae, Streptophyta, Magnoliopsida, Fagales, Fagaceae. The coding region runs from base 124 to 1128 and encodes 334 amino acids.